UUUAAAUAUGAAAGUCAAAAUUGACAACUGGAAGGCAGUCUCGUUCUGGAAAUGGCAAUUUGAUAGAGACAUUUGCUCAAUCUGUCAGGAUGUAUACGAGAGAGCUUGUGCUGGCUGUACAUACCCGGGAGAGGAUUGUCCACUCGUACUCGGAAACUGAGGACACAAGUUCCACCUACACUGAUUCAUAAAAUGGCAGGAAGCUAACCAUGAAGAAUGUCCCAACUGCAGGGUCAAAUUCAAGAUCACUGAAAUUAACGAUAAUUAGUUAUUUGCUACAAAAGAUGCUAAAAUUUACCAGAAUUCUUCAAAUUCAAUAAAAU
Molecule: messenger RNA, 323 nt
Organism: Moneuplotes crassus
Lineage: Eukaryota; Ciliophora; Spirotrichea; Euplotida; Euplotidae
Source: the annotation of a GenBank genome assembly